AUGGCGUCUGCCGCUCCAGCCUCAGGACCAAACUCAGGCUCAGCAGACGAGGUAGGCAGCGGGAUUGAGAGAUAUUCGAUUCCAUGCGGCAGUGUCGCUGGCGUGCCAAUCAGGCUACAUUUGCUGCUUCCGCUGGUGAUGCUCCUGUCUGCUGCGGCGGCUGCAUUUGCGGGCCAAGGGAUCACCGGUGUAUUCUUCGUUGUGCUGGUGAGUGGACCGUUGGUGCUUCUCACUGUCCUCGUUCACGAGCUUGGCCACGUAUUGGCAGCGCGACGCUGCGGCUGCACGCCCGACUCUAUCUUGCUGUGGCCGCUCGGUGGUCUCGCCCUCAUUGACGCGAGCGCAAUCGGCCCCAGGCAACAGAUAGUCAUUUCUGGAGCUGGACCCGCAACGCACCUGCCCAUGAUAGCCAUCUGGAUGGCACUGAUGGCGGCCACGAAUGACGGACAAGUCACUACCUCCACGGCUGGUAUGUCAUUCGAACAUCAUUUCAUAGCAUUGGUUUGUGUUGCCAUGUUGCUCAACAACAUCGGGAUGUUUCUGUUUAACUUGUUGAUCCCAUGCUUUCCGCUCGAUUGUUCCCAAAUUAUAUUGGCUUCAAUGCUCCUUUGUGGCAGUGAGGUAGGGACGGCCGCUAUGGUCAUGGUUGGUCUCUCAGCCCCAAUCCUCGUGAUUCUGGCGGGCAUCGGCAUUUAUGGUUACUUCACGGGCACCCCAUCGGCCACCCUACACAUUAUGCUGGCGGUCUGGCUGGGAGCACAGUCUUGGAAGCUUCAUCAGGCGCGUCUGGAGGGGCGGCUGGCGUCCUACCCCCUCUUCGCCAACGCGAUGCGAAUGCAGGCUGACUGCAGAUCUGGACCUGCCAGUGCGGGAGAUUCUGGUGGCCGUGCUGGGUCGUUCAAGCCCUUCCAAGGCGAAGGCGUCACACUGGGUCGUCCAGCAGCUCCUCCGCCGUCGAGCCAGGUCUGCAUGGGGGCCGCGCUCGCAGCCAUUGUUGCUGUGACUGUCGCUUGCCAAGUUUCUGCGCCAGGGACGCAGUGA
Messenger RNA from Prorocentrum cordatum, 1041 nucleotides. NCBI's taxonomy places the organism in Eukaryota, Dinophyceae, Prorocentrales, Prorocentraceae. The record is from the annotation of a GenBank genome assembly.